Etheostoma cragini (Arkansas darter) is the source of this 2524-nucleotide messenger RNA. RefSeq names its product ring finger protein 217 (gene rnf217). The record is from RefSeq and is a predicted model, not a curated record. The transcript has 6 exons. Gene Ontology annotation, cellular component: ubiquitin ligase complex; cytoplasm. Gene Ontology annotation, molecular function: ubiquitin protein ligase activity; ubiquitin conjugating enzyme binding; zinc ion binding. Gene Ontology annotation, biological process: protein polyubiquitination; positive regulation of proteasomal ubiquitin-dependent protein catabolic process; ubiquitin-dependent protein catabolic process. Bases 160 to 1896 code for a protein of 578 amino acids. NCBI's taxonomy places the organism in Eukaryota, Metazoa, Chordata, Actinopteri, Perciformes, Percidae.
GCUCUUCACCACUAGGCUUCCCAUCGGCCUAUCGCUGCUCCCCUGCAUGCUGACGACGAGACCCGGAAGCACCGAGCUGCCUGCUUUGUUUUGUUUUGGUAGCGGAGUUGGAUAAGAGGUAGACAGGCAGAGGUCCGCCGGGAGAGAGCCGCUCGCUAAAUGGGGAGAGCCACUUCGGGGAUGGAAGAUGACAGACCGAUAGCUGACGCCUGUAAAAUGCCGAGUUUUAUCAGCAGCUUAGAGGAGGAGAGGGUGAAACUGUCCCGUAAUCUGCCGGAAGAAACUUCCCUUACGGACAGCAAAGUUGAGCGUGCGGUCAGAGAUUUGAGCCGUGGUGUCACCAGAUCAAACUCGCGGUUAUCCCUGGACGGGGGUGAGGGGGACUCGGGGGACAGGAGCAGCGAGGAGGAGAAGGAUGCAAAGGGCAACAACAACAACAACUGCAACGGCGGAGGAGGAGAGAGGAGGAGGAGGGCGAGCGCUGUCGAGAUUUUGAGAAGGAAUUUCGGGGUUUCAAAAUCUCCCUCUUUGUGUCUAAAUACGAACAGCCGGAUGCAGCGCGGCGCGGAGCAUGAACAUCGCGAAGGAAACGUUAAUAACCACGUUUAUAAAGGUUAUGGAACUGAACGCGGCGAGUGUAAAAACUCGGAGCGUGAAACGGGCGAAGCGGGGACUAAAAACGAGGCAACUUUGAACGACUUAACGACUUCGGUUGUACAAAGAGUUGAAUUGCUAACCGUUAACGUUACUGGGCCGCGCCAUUAUAAACAUGACAGUGACAGCAACACAGUCGUUUUAGAUGAGUCUUUGAACACUAAAGAACACGUCUACUGCACUGUGUAUUGCAUCGCUAACGACAGAAAAGGCGUUUUAAUCACAGACGAUGAAACGGGCACAUCUGACGCACCAAAAAUGGACUCGGAGACAGAACAGGAAGCAGGCUCGAGUCCCGAACCGUCUCUGUACACAUUGGACGACUUGGUGGAUCCAUUCAGGGACAUGACCCACCCGUUGUCCAUGGAGCAGGCCGGUGCAGGGACUACGAUGCAGAGUUGCCGGGUGUGCCUGGAAGAGAAAACCAUCGCACCCCUGCCCUGCUGCAGGAAGGCCGUGUGCGAUGAGUGUCUGAAACUCUACGUCAGCGCUCAGGUGCGAGUAGCCAAAUCUUACAUCAGCUGUCCAAUCCCAGAGUGCAGUGGCUUCCUGGAGGAGGGAGUGGUGAUUUCCCAUUUAGCCAAUGAAGACGUAGCAAAAUACCGUUACUUUUUGGAGCUGAGUCAGCUAGACUCGAGCACCAAACCCUGCCCCCAGUGCAGUCAGUUCAGCUCUCUGAAGGGGAACAACUCCAACCACUCCGAGCACAAGUACAAGAUCCAGUGUAGCAAUUGUCAUUUUGUAUGGUGUUUUAAAUGCCACGCACCAUGGCACAGUGGGGUCAAAUGUCGUGAAUACAGGAAAGGAGACAAGCUGCUUCGAAGCUGGGCUAGUGUCAUAGAGCACGGGCAAAGAAACGCCCAGAAAUGUCCACAGUGUAAGAUCCAUAUUCAGCGUACAGAGGGAUGUGACCAUAUGACAUGUACGCAGUGUAACACUAACUUCUGUUACCGCUGUGGAGAGCGCUACCGACACCUAAGGUUUUUCGGGGACCAUACAUCCAACCUCAGCGUGUUUGGAUGCAAGUUUCGCUAUCUACCUGAUAAACCUCAUCUGAGACGGCUAAUUAGAGGGUCUGUCUGUGCCACUAAGGUGCUGAUAGCUCCAGUGGUCAUUUUGUUGGUCAUGGUGCUCGGAGCUUUCGCAGUGGUGAUAGGUAACACAAUUACACCCAUGAACACACACACGCACAAAAGAAUCAGGGUGAGGCUCCAGCGAGCGCGGCAAACCAAAAACAGCUAAAUGGUUUGGCUAUGUUACAAAUAUUUUCUUCCACACAGCAAAGCAGGUCCACUCUCUAUGCAAAAAAACCACACAUAAACAUGCUACAAACUUUUUAUUAGCAUGCGUGGCAGUCAUUUUUAGUUAUAUGCCCUAAAAGACAAGGAAACUGCCAAAGCUUUAGAUCCAGAUUAUCACUCUCUGGGCUAGCUUUUAUUUCCUGAAACUACAUUUACUAGUAAAAUCACCCAGCUGCACUCUGUGAGCACUCUGUCAGACAGUGAUGUGAACUAUUGAUGCCUCGGCUGAACUGUAAUUAGUGUUCAUUUCUUUCCCGUGUGUGUGCGCGUCUGACAGGUGAUCCGCUACGGGCUAACACGCGCUGAUGGAAGAAUCACAUUUAUUGUCAUCGUUAUUAGAAUCAGUGCUGUGCUGCUGCUGCUCUCUUUUUCAGCCUAAUUAACAUACACAUAGACUAUGCCAAAAAUAAGAUAGAAGAAUAAUCAAAUCCACAUAGCAAACUCAUCAGAGCUUGACAUUAACAGAAAAUUCAAGAUUUACAUUCAACGUUAAUUAAUAAUUAAUACAAAUUAGUGUCAAUUGAAACAAGGCUUUAAUCCAUCUUUGUCUUCUCUUCCUCUUUAUCUCU